AAGGCUUUAGGGCUAAAUUCUUCACAAAGUCUCUGCAACUCUGAGGCUAAAUUGAUUCAUCAACGACAACAACAUAGAAAUCAAGAUGCCUCGUACGACGACAUUGGAGUGCCCAGGUUGCCCUCCGCUUCGCGCUCUGACAUUCGACGUGCUUGGUCUCAUCAAAGUAAUUGAAGCUCGGAGUAAGGAAGGAGGGGCUGCUAAGGUGGUAGAGAGGUGGGGCGAACCCGACUCAUCGAAAUGCGUGCUUGCUGCUUCUAUGGUUGACCGCAAAAAGGACCCAUUGUUAGCUGUUGCAAGAAAAAAUGGCACGAUUGACUUUCUCAAUCCUCUUAACGGGCAUCUCCGUUUUGCCAUUUCUAAUGUCAGUGAUACCGCGAAUCGACCUGAAGAUGAUCCUAUUUCUGGGUUGCAUUUAUUUGCAAGUAAAAAAUUGGAUUCAGAAUAUGGGUGUUGCACUUUGCUUGCUUGUACGAUGAAAGGGAAAGCAAUCAUGAGGUCUUACGAUAAUACCUUGUCUCCAGAUUUGAUCUCUAGUGGAUCUACAAGGACUUGGGAUGUGUGCAGUUCUGGUAAUAUCUUAUGUUCUAAAGUGGAUGGAAGUGAAAACUAUGUGUUAUUUGGAGGGAAGGGAGUUGAAAUGAAUGUUUGGGAUCUCAGUGAGUGUGCUAAGAUAUGGACAGCGAAAUCUCCUCCUAAGAACAGCCUUGGUAUUUUUACACCAACUUGGUUUACAUCUGCCACAUUCCUGAGUAAAGAUGAUCAUCGUAAAUUUGUUGCUGGUACAAACAGCCAUCAGGUUCGCCUCUAUGAUAUUUCUGCUCAGCGCAGACCUGUUAUGUCAUUUGAUUUCAAGGAGACCCCUAUUAAAGCAGUAGCUGAAGAUCUAGAUGGCCAUACAAUCUAUGUAGGAAAUGGGUCUGGCGACCUUUCUGCUUUUGACAUGCGUACUGGGAAAUUGUUAGGAUCUUUCCUCGGGAAGUGUUCUGGAAGCAUUAAAUCAAUAGCGAGGCUCCCAGAGCAUCCUGUAGUGGCAUCUUGUGGACUGGAUAGCUAUCUACGUCUCUGGGACGUAAAGACACGACAACUGCUUUCUGCGGUUUUCCUGAAGCAGCACCUUGUCCGUGUUGUUUUUGAUUCCAAUUUCACCAGCGAAGAUGCCGUCGGUUCUACGCGUGAUCCCUCAGUUGAAGAAGCAGAAACUGUGAACGAAUAUGAAAAUGGAGAUGAGCAAGAUACCCAACCAGUGAAGAGGAAGAAAUCAUCUAAAGAGAAGAAAGCAAACAAGAAGAGUAAAAAGAAAAGCAACAGCAAUGAAACAUCUGCGGACGAUGAAGGAACAAAGAAGAUAAAAAAAUUCAAGUCCAAGAAAAGAUUGAAACGCGAGAUCCCUGAUGAUUCGUCAUGAUGUAGAUGGAUUAAAUGCUCGCGCGAUAAAAAGAGAUAAAAAUUAGACCUUGCCAUGGAAUAUGGAUUGUGACUGGAAGGACUUCACAAGAGAAGCAAAAUGUGAAAGCCAGUUCAGUGCUGACUCACAAGCAAUGGUGCAAACUUUUCCAUGUUUUCCUUUAGUCGCUUGAGAGAGUAGGGGAAUUGAAUUUUUGCCGAAAUAGGAGUUGUAAUUUAUUUCUCAGCUUAUACUUGAAAAGCUAGGCUUUGUAUGUUGUUUUGUCAAGAGAAAUUUCUCUACUCAUUUUUGUUUAUUUAAGCGUUACAACACUAAAAUAUUUACUUUUCUUUUGGUGCUAUAUAAUAAUGCGUUAUAACUUGAA
This is a messenger RNA of Morus notabilis, 1772 nucleotides long. Its product is annotated as WD repeat-containing protein 74. Bases 86 to 1408 code for a protein of 440 amino acids. Gene Ontology annotation, cellular component: nucleolus; preribosome, large subunit precursor. Gene Ontology annotation, biological process: ribosomal large subunit biogenesis. The transcript is spliced from 12 exons. Gene Ontology annotation, molecular function: protein binding. The record is from RefSeq and is a predicted model, not a curated record. Lineage: Eukaryota; Viridiplantae; Streptophyta; Magnoliopsida; Rosales; Moraceae.